AUGCAAAUCUUCCAUGCCAGAACGAAAGACAUUCCCCGUAUAGUCGACCUAGAACAGCUCGCCAAGAUCGCCAUCGACAGCCUCCAGGAACAACUGCUGUCAGAGUAUAACCGCUAUUUAGUGCUAUAUUUAUACGCUCACCAUCAUCUCUAUGUAUGCCUACUGACACUAGCAGACCAGAUCAACAGGCGAAGGCAGCACGCUAUAGCAGACAUCUUGGGAAUACUGGACAAACUAGGCUCCAAUCUUCUUCGUGGGUCCACUAGAUGUGACUCCAAUUAUUCUUCCGCCCUAUUUGGCGCACUAGUAAAGAAGAUAGCAAAGCACAUCCUCAUAGACCCGUUCCCGCGCGCACCGUUCUUAGGCUAUGAUAUCACUGCGCUCGGGAAAGCAGUUAAUGGUUUCCUAAGUCCUUGGUGGCAUCACUUUGUCUAUUCUGAACUGGCCUUGACGAGCUGCGAGCUUUCUAGCAUAUGUACUAAUCUGCUCAAGAAAGGGCUGCAGGCAUUCAAAUGA
Molecule: messenger RNA, 516 nt
Organism: Colletotrichum gloeosporioides
Lineage: Eukaryota; Fungi; Ascomycota; Sordariomycetes; Glomerellales; Glomerellaceae
Exons: 3
Coding region: 1-516 (171 amino acids)
Source: RefSeq, a predicted model, not a curated record